UGCGGCUGCAGCUGUCGCCGCGGCCGCCGCAGCCCGGCCGCCUCCUGGCUCGCCUCCAGCCUCGGGAAGGGCAGGGCUAUUCAGAGGCUUGGCGGGAAAAAGAGAACAGAGGGAGGGAUCGUACGUAGCACUAUAAAAGCCGGUUUUCUGGGCUUUAUCUAACUCACUGUAGUAAUUCCAGCGAGAGGCAGAGGGAGCGAGCGGGUGGGCCGCGAGGGUGGAAGAGCAGAGCGAGCCGACGGAGCCGAGCGAGCGGAGCCGUCCUCCGGGCGCCCGGGGAAGGGAGGUCCGGAGUGAAAGGGGGGCCUCGCCUCCGGCCCAGCUGCCUCCUCCCUUCCCGCCGACCCCUGCCAGCGGUCCGCAGCCGCCGCUGCAUCCACCAAACUUUGCCCAUUGCAGUGGGCGGGCACUUUCCCCUGGAACUUACAACACCCGAGCGAGAACGCGACUCUCCGUACGCAGAGGAGCUCUUCUGCCUCUUUGGGGAGACGCUUCUCCCUGCCGCUGCCUAGACCCGCUCCCCUGAAAGGCGUUCCUCGCCGCUUUUUGGUCGCUGGAUUUCCUUCGGGUAGUGGAAAACUAGCAGGCCGCCGCGAUGCCCCUCAACGUCAGCUUCACCAACAGGAACUAUGACCUCGACUACGACUCGGUGCAGCCGUAUUUCUACUGCGACGAGGAGGAGAACUUCUACCAGCACCAGCAGCAGAGCGAGCUGCAGCCACCGGCGCCCAGCGAGGAUAUCUGGAAGAAAUUCGAGCUGCUGCCCACCCCGCCCCUGUCUCCGAGCCGCCGCUCGGGGCUCUGCUCGCCCUCCUACGUCGCGGUGGCGUCCUUCUCCCCUAGGGGAGACGACGACGGCGGCGGCGGCAGCUUUUCCACGGCCGACCAGUUGGAAAUGGUGACCGAGCUGCUGGGAGGCGACAUGGUGAACCAGAGCUUCAUCUGCGACCCGGACGACGAGACCUUCAUCAAAAACAUCAUCAUCCAGGACUGUAUGUGGAGCGGCUUCUCGGCCGCCGCCAAGCUCGUCUCCGAGAAGCUGGCCUCCUACCAGGCUGCGCGCAAAGACAGCGGCAGCCCGAGCCUCCCCCGCGGGCCUGGCGGCUGCUCCACCUCCAGCCUCUACCUGCAGGACCUAAGCACCGCCGCCUCCGAGUGCAUCGACCCCUCCGUGGUCUUCCCCUACCCCCUCAACGACAGCAGCUCGCCCAAGCCCUGCGCUUCCCCCGACUCCGCCGCCUUCUCUCCGUCCUCGGACUCUCUGCUCUCCUCCGCCGAGUCCUCCCCGCGGGCCAGCCCCGAGCCCCUGGCGCUCCACGAGGAGACACCACCCACCACCAGCAGCGACUCUGAGGAAGAACAAGAGGAUGAGGAAGAAAUUGAUGUUGUUUCUGUAGAAAAGAGGCAGCCCCCUGCCAAAAGGUCAGAAUCAGGGUCAUCUGCUUCCGGAGGCCACAGCAAACCUCCCCACAGUCCACUGGUCCUUAAAAGAUGCCACGUGUCCACCCAUCAGCACAAUUAUGCAGCACCCCCCUCCACUAGGAAGGACUAUCCUGCCGCCAAGAGGGCUAAGUUGGACAGUGGUAGAGUCUUGAAACAGAUCAGCAACAACCGCAAAUGUACCAGCCCCAGGUCCUCAGACACAGAGGAGAAUGACAAGAGGCGGACACACAACGUCUUGGAACGCCAGAGGAGAAAUGAGCUGAAACGGAGCUUUUUUGCCCUGCGUGACCAGAUCCCGGAGUUGGAAAACAAUGAAAAGGCCCCCAAGGUAGUUAUCCUUAAAAAAGCCACAGCAUACAUCCUGUCCAUCCAAGCAGAAGAGCAAAAGCUCAUUUCAGAAAAGGACUUGUUGCGGAAGCGGCGAGAGCAGUUGAAACACAAACUUGAACAGCUAAGGAACUCUUGUGCCUAAGGUGACCUAUUGGAGGGAGGAACUGGAAUUUCUCUUGAAUUCUCACUUGUUGCUAAGGGAAAGUAAGGAAAAGAGUUCCUUCUGACAGAAACUGCAGCAAUUCACUGCAAACUGCAGCAAUUCACUGCGAAUGAACUUCUUUCAAAUGCAUGGUUAAGUGCAAACCUCACAACCUUGGCUGGGUCUUGGGAUUGAAAGGUUUAGCCACAAUGUAAACUGCCUCAAAUGGGACUUUAGACAUAAAAGAACUUUUUUUAUGCUUGUCAUCCUUUUUUUUUUCCUUUAACAGAUUUGUAUUUAAGAAUUGUUUUUAAAAAUCCUGAAGUUUACUCAAUUUUCCUGUGUAAAUAUGGCCAUUAAAUGUAAAUAAUAAAGCGUUUAUAGCAAUUAUACAAGAUUUCAAACAUACUAUAAACCAUAAUUUUUUUUUUAUUUAAGUACAUUCUCCUUUUUAAAGUUGAUUUUUUUCUAUUGUUUUUAGAAAAAAAUAAAAUACCUGGCAAAUAUAUAAUUAAGCCAAAUCUGAAGUUGUGAGUGUUUUGUUUCUUCUAUUUCUUUUCUUUAUUCUAUUCCCUUUUCAUCAAUUACAAAUUAACAGAAUUUGGCUCUUUUAAGGGAGUGAGCUUACAAAGAUGGGAAAAGAAGUUAUAAGAGAGGACAAGGGCUUUUCUUUGUUAAAAUGGGUCUAGGGCCUUACGGUCUUGUAAAUUCUCAGGAUUAUAAAAUGCUUCCUGGGGAUUUGUGAUAAGGGCCAGAGUUGAUACUUGGAAGAAUGUAAGGUCAGUAGUCUGGAGAGGAGGCAAGGAUGGAAGAGGUUAAAGAUAACAGUUAAGUACACAAAGUGGUUAAGGACUGAGAGUUGAGAGGAUGAAGCCUUCAGGUUGGUUAACCCAUGCGGUUCCCCUGCUCCAUUCACACCCAGAGGCUCUGCCUACCCACAAAGGUGACGGGAGAAUAGGAACCAGCUUUGGCUGCUUGCCCAUGACUACCUGUGCCAGUUUCUUUACCUGGUUAUCUCAUAAGCCCCAAAGGAGCUCUGGGAGGCAAGUUAUUAACCCUAUUUUACAAACAAGGAAAUAAGAAAGGUCAGAGAGGUUACCUAAGUUCUCUGUGGCCAUGCAAAUAGUCAAAGGCUGAAUCCAGGUCCUGUGUUUAUCGAAAAACACUUCUCCCAUGCCUUAGCUCUUCCUGUGUGUUAAGGACAGAGAGCAAGAAUGCUUUUGGUUUGGGGCCUGAUAGGCCAACGAAGGAGAUCACCAAGCUCAACUACUAUGUGCCCAGCAUUCUAAGCAUUUUCCUUAUGACUCCACAGCAAACCUUUCCAGGAGGUACUUUUGAUUCCCCCAUGAGAGAAGGGGAAGCUGAGGUACAUCAAGUGUCAUCCACAUACCCAAGGUCCACUGAUAAUGAAAAGCAGAGCUGGGAUGUAAACCAAAAUCCACUCACCCUGUGCCACACUGCUUCUCCAACAGGCCAGCAAGAACCAGCCUGCUGCUCAUGAAAAGGGCAGUUAACCAAACUGGUGGGUUACGUACCUUAAGUUUCAACAUUUAGGCCCAAUGGGACAUCAGUUCCCCUUAAUUUGCUUAUUUUGUUUCAUUUUGUUCUUCACUGUUAAACAUUUCCCUUCAUGUUGAGAAACCCACAGCUAAUUCACUGCUACCUUAGCUAUUUGUUGAGAUUCUCCAGUUGCUCCUGGGAAGCAGCCAGUUUGGAAAUGCUACUGUUCAGAUCAUAAAAUAAAACAUACUUAACCUUU
Manis pentadactyla (Chinese pangolin) is the source of this 3674-nucleotide messenger RNA. It is a transcript of the gene MYC, whose product is annotated as MYC proto-oncogene, bHLH transcription factor. Gene Ontology annotation, biological process: regulation of transcription by RNA polymerase II; positive regulation of cell population proliferation. The transcript has 3 exons. Lineage: Eukaryota; Metazoa; Chordata; Mammalia; Pholidota; Manidae. The coding region runs from base 596 to 1915 and encodes 439 amino acids. The record is from RefSeq and is a predicted model, not a curated record. Gene Ontology annotation, molecular function: protein dimerization activity; RNA polymerase II cis-regulatory region sequence-specific DNA binding; DNA-binding transcription factor activity, RNA polymerase II-specific.